This is a messenger RNA of Mesocricetus auratus (golden hamster), 9300 nucleotides long. It is a transcript of the gene Aff1, whose product is annotated as AF4/FMR2 family member 1. The transcript has 20 exons. Bases 1313 to 5014 code for a protein of 1233 amino acids. Gene Ontology annotation, cellular component: nucleus; super elongation complex. Gene Ontology annotation, biological process: regulation of gene expression. NCBI's taxonomy places the organism in Eukaryota, Metazoa, Chordata, Mammalia, Rodentia, Cricetidae. The record is from RefSeq and is a predicted model, not a curated record.
UUCAUUAAGGGCAUUCCCAAAGAACACGUGCUCUCCCGACCACUAAUGGGUGUGGUGAGGUGGAAAAAAAGCAGUGACCACUGGCCUCAAUUGUGGAAUCCUCCGGAGGUGUCAGUCACUAUCAGCAUUGUCUUGUAUUGUUCUGAAAGUGAUUCUGACCUCUGGGAGAGGACCCUGGGGAGUCUAGAGAGAGAGAGAGAGACAUUACAUUGUGGUCUUGGUGUCGAACCUUUCGGUCUUCAGGAAUUGGGCUGUGUGUCAGUGAGCGUCGAAGCGCACCCGGCAAGAGUGUCCUUUCAGCAUUGCUCUAAGGGUUUCCGGCACCAGCAGCAAGACGGUCCUCGGGAAGCCGAAGUCCUUUCCCUGCUGCUCUGCCUAUCGUAGUUCUUAGCCGCUUCCCAGGCAAGGCUUGGUGCCAUCCCCGAUAUCCGAGUUGGACGCAGUUUCGAUUGUACUUUCGAGCGUUUAUUGAAUCGUUGUUUGCAUCACGGUUUUUGUUUGGGGGAGGGAAGCAAUUCUUUUAAUUUAUUAGGGGACUUCCCCAAAUGGUUGUUUUCUGUGAAUCCGCACGUUGCCCCAAGAGGGAAGUCGUUGUGUAAACACUUGUCUCUCAGUACUAAACUCAAAACUGAAAGCAAAGUUAAAGCAGUGUCCCUUGCGGAUCCCUGACGUUUCCGAUGGCAAGCCCUGCAGUGGCGGCCAGAAGCAGAGAAGGUAGUGUGGGACUGCCCGCUUCCUGCACAACCCCGCGGCUCCAGGACGCCGAGGUCCCAGCCGGAGCGCCAGGGUCCGCAGAGCUCACGUUUGCACACGGCGGGGCUGGAGGCAGCGGCGGCUGAGUGCGCUGCCCUUAAAAGGAGGCGGGCCGUACCACCGCGGCGCCCGCGGGGGGGUCCCGGCGAGCUCGGGCUCCUCGAGGGGAGCCGAGGGCCGUGCGCUUCGCCCUCGGAGUGCGAGCCGACUGGCAGCGGGGAGCCCUCGGCGGGCGGUGGAGACGCGACCGGUGGUCUUCAGUGCCCCGAGCGUGCCCCGGGGCGGUGGGCAGCGCCGGUCCCCGGGCUCGAGCGAGGUGCGGUUCGCCCGGCCGCCCCCUGUGCCCGGAUGUCCGUCAGGCUCGGCGCGAGCCGAGGCUCCGGGGGGCGGAGGCGGCGCUGAGGACGCAGCGGCCGGGAGCUGAGCGUCCGCGCGGCUGGGGCGUCCGCUGGGUAGCGUCGCAGACGGCUGCGGUGGAUGCGGAGCGCGGCGCGGGCGGAGGAGCCCGCGGGCCGAGGGUUCUGAUGGACUCGGGACGCCGGGCUGUGUGAGCCGAGCCAUGGCAGCCCACUCCAGCUUGUACAAUGAAGACAGAAACCUCCUUCGGAUUAGAGAGAAGGAAAGACGCAACCAAGAAACUCAUGCAGGGAAAGAGGUGUUUGCUGAGACGGCCCCACUCUUUGGAGAGCCCUACAAGACUGCAAAAGGCGAUGAGCUGUCAAGUCGGAUACAGAACAUGCUAGGUGACUACGAAGAGAUGAAGGAGUUCUUGAGUACCAAAUCUUGCCCUCAGCGCCUGGAUGGUUCCGAAGAUAGGCCGGGGAAGUCGAGACAUCCUUUAUUUCAUGACAGGGGGAGCAGCAUCCCGUCCAACUCCUUCCGCACCCACGUCUACCACCAGCCUAUUCAUACUUCUUCAGCCCCUGGACCACUUUCUGUUGGGAACAUUAGCCACAGUCCAAAGAUGGCACCGCCAAGGAUGGAACCAGCGCCAAGUCUCCAUGCCAAAAACUAUGGCCCGCCCGACAGCCAGCGUCUGACUCAAGAUCGCCUCAGCCAGGAGGGGCACUGUUCCAACCACAGAAAGUGUGACCACAGAGCUGAUGGUGACUCAGCUCCGGAGAUGAAGCUCUCGCCCUUAAUCUCCUCUUUGCCGUCCCCAGUGCCCCCUCUGUCACCUGUACAUUCCAGGCUGCAGGGAGGCAGCAAGGCGCCCAGCUGUAGCACUAGCAAUAAAAGCUACAGCGCAGCCAUGUCUUCCAAGGACCUGGUGGCGAAGGUCCAAGAUAAUGAGACUCCUCAUGACAGUUUGGUGGCAGCUACCAGCCUUGGGGUAGCCCCUUCUCAGACAUUUCCACCCCCUCCUCUCCCCUCAAAAAGUGUUGCAAUGCAGCAGAAGCCCACAGCGUAUGUCCGGCCCAUGGACGGUCAGGAUCAGGCUCCUAGUGAGUCCCCCGAGCUGAAGCCGCCGUUGGAGGACUAUGGCCAGCAGAGCUUCGAGAAACCCGAUGUAAAAGUGCCUGCUAAGGCCAAGCUCACCAGACUGAGGAUGCCUUCGCAGGAAGUGGAGCAGCCCUUCUCCAGUGACGUUCAUUGCGUCGAAGAGAUUCUUAAGGAAAUGACCCACUCGUGGCCCCCUCCUCUGACAGCCAUACACACACCCAGUACAGCCGAGCCGUCCAGAUUUCCUUUUCCUACAAAGGAUCCUCUGCUCAUCAGUUCUGCAACCCAAAGCCAAAGCCAAAAACAAUACGAUGCACCCUCCAAAUCCCAUCGCAGUUCCCAGCAAGGAACAUCCAUGCUUGAGGAUGACCUGCAGCUCAGUGAUAGUGAAGACAGCGACACCGAACACGCCACAGAGAAACCUCCGUCCCCAUCUGCACCUCCAAGCGCUCCACCGAAGCUUCCCGAACCAACGGUGUCAGCACAUUCCAGUAGCGCAGAGUCGGAGAGCAGCGCGUCAGACAGCUCCUCGGACUCCGAGAGUGAGAGCAGCUCAAGUGACAGCGAGGAGAAUGAGCCCCUAGAGACCCCGGUUCCCGAGCCUGAGCCUCCGUCAACAAACAAAUGGCAGCUGGACAACUGGUUGACCAAAGUCAGCCAGCCAUCGGUGCCCCUCGACGGUCGGGGAAGCACAGAGUCCCCACGCUGGCGCCAGGAAAGUAAGGAUGGAGACUGCGCCACUGACCAGCAGCACCCCGAGUCCAAAGACCCUGCCCCCAAGAGUUCCAGCAAAGCUCCACGAGGUCCCGCCGAGGGGCCCCAGCCUGGGAAGAGGGGCUGCCAGAAAUCCCCCGCCCAACAGGAGCCCCCACCUCGGCAAACUAUCGGAACCAAGCAACCCAGAAAACCUGCCAAGGGCUCUGGUCAGGCAGAGCCCCAGGCCAGCUCACAGGCGGAGAGUGAACCAGGAUCCCUUCCCUAUGUCUCGAAAGAGCAGACUCCCAAAGACAAGCCCAAGGUGAAGACGAAAGGCAGGCCACGAGCUGUGGGCAACAGGGAGCCUAAGCCUGAAGCUCCUGUGCCCAAGCCGCCGGCCGCCGUGCCCAAGCCGCAGGCAGCUGUGCCCACCCCCACCGAGAAGAGGAAACACAAGAGUUCCCCGGCCCCCUCCAAGACACUGUCAGGCCCUCAGCCCCCAAAGGACAAUGCUGGGGACAGGAACCCCGAGCACUUUGCCCUUGUCUCGUUGACUCAGAGCCAAGGCCCCCUUCCCAGCAGCAGGGGUGGCAGCGGCGGCGGUGGCAGCAGCAGCAGCAGCAGCAGCAGCAGCAGGACUAGCGGCUGCCGACAGGCUGUGAUUGUCCAGGAGGAUGGCCGCAAAGACAGACUCCUGUUACCCUUGAGAGACACCAAGUUGCUCUCGCCACUCAGGGACGCUCCACCGCCAACGAGCUUGGUGGUGAAGAUAACCCUAGACCUUCUCACUAGGAUCCCACAGCCCUCCGUGAAGGGGGGCCGCUCUAGGGAGGUGGGCGACAAGCAGCUGCCGGCUGCGAAGAAGCAGGACACCGAGAAGAGAAGCCGCGACCCCUCCAGCAAAGUCACCAAGAAGAGAAAGGGUGACUCAGAAAAAGACCAUGCAAACAAAAAGAUCAAAUUGGAGAAGGACGUCCAGUCACACUGUGCUUCAUCUUCACCUUCCCACAGGGAACCCCCCAAAACCAAGACACCCAGGCCCUCCUCGGAGUCCUCAAGAAAGGACAUGCUUCCUCCACCACCUGUGUCGUCGUCGUCGUCGUCCUCCUCCUCCUCGUCCUCCCAGAAGUCAACCAAAACUGCACACAAGAGGUCAAAGCCGGAUGCAGACUCCUGUAGUCAGGACCCUCCCAAAAGUGCCAGCAGCACCAAGAGCAACUGUAAGGACUCUUCCGUCCCCAAGCACAGAAAAGUGCAGGCUCGGGGCACUGAACACAAAGGGUCUUCUGGAGAGGCUGCAAACCCUUUCCCAGUGCCUUCUUUGCCAAAUGGUAACUGUAAACCAGGGAAGUCACAAGUGAAGUCUGACAGACAGCAAGCUGAUUUUCACAUGAAGGAGGCUAAAAAGUUGAAGUGCAAAGCAGAGGCAAUGGCGGACAAGGCUGGAAAGGCCUUCAAGUAUUUGGAAGCCAUCCUGUCUUUUAUUGAGUGUGGGAUGGCCACGGAGUCAGAAAGCUCAGCCAAGUCUGCGUACUCGGUGUACUCCGAAACCAUAGACCUCAUUAAGUUCACCAUGUCACUGAAAUCCUUCUCAGAUACCACGGCGCCAAUACAAGACAAGAUAUUUGCCGUUUUAUGCUUGCGUUGCCAGUCCCUGUUGAACAUGGCCAUGUUUCGCUGUAAAAGAGACAUAGUCAUGAAGUAUUCUCGCACUCUUAGUGACCACUACAAGAGUUCUCCCAAAGUGGCCCAGGCACCUUCUCCAUGCAUGGCCAGAAGCACAGGCGUCCCAUCCCCGCUGUCCCCAAUGCCUUCUCCUGCCAGCUCUGUCGGUUCCCAGUCAAGUGCUGGCAGUCUGGGGGGCAGUGGGGUGACUGCCACCGUCACUACUCCAGUCACCAUCCAUAACAUGACCUCAUCCUAUGUCACCAUCACAUCCCACGUCCUUAAGGCCUUUAACCUUUGGGAACAGGCAGAGGCCCUUACAAAGAAGAACAAAGAAUUCUUUGCCCAGCUCAGCACGAAGGUGUGCGUCUUGGCCCUCAACAGCAGCCUGGUGGACCUGGUGCACUACACAAGACAAGGUCUGCAGCGGCUGAAGCAAGCACCCAAAACCCCCUAGUGCGGGCUGGGCUCUACUUGAUGCCCUGGAAUGUCUUUGCACACGCGGAAGCCUUGACCCAGUGUAGACAACCGUCUGAUCGGGAUGUCACACUCAACAAAUGAAGUGCCGUCAGAUGGCCAGAACGCUUGCCCACUUAAACUCGAAAGAGCUGUGUGCGUGGCCAUCGGUUGGACACCGGUUAGCAGAGCGGACGGUGGGAAUGAUGACCUGCCUUUCCUAAUGGAAGGACGGAAGUGCAAUGGAGCCCAAGCGGCAGAUGAGGUCCAGCAACAUUUCUGGUUUGGUUUUUCUGUUUGAACAGUAGCAUACAAGCGACAGCCAUUUCAAGUCUCACAGCGAUUCCUGUCAUCUCAGGAGCCACACUAGUUCACUUCCAGAAGGAAUUUUUUUUGAAUAAUAAUUUUUGGUGAAGGGUUUUAUGGAUAUAUAUUUUUUCUUUUCAAGUUUUAAAGGAAAACAUUGUUUAAUAAAUUCUAAUGGCUGCCUGUAAAAUAGAAGUUGUGAAGGGCUCCGCUGUGCUCAGUUCCUGCAGCGAACAGUGGCCUUGUUGACACUGAGUGUUGCUGUUUAGAGAUUGAAGGUGACGACCUGCCCCCGCCCCCCAGUGCCUAGAGUCCUGCACGUAGUCUAGCUCUGGUCUCUCUGGCUUCACUCAAAGCAAACCCAGGGCAGUCCUAGAGAAGUGGCAGCAUCUAGACCCAGGAUCCAUCUUACGGUCUCCCCGCACUUCCUCCCGCUGCCACAGCCUGGGCAGUGACCGGCUAAGCAGCAGCCUGGGUUGCUGGUACAGUCCCCACCAUGGUGUGGGCAAAGGGAGCCAGCGUUUGCCUCGGGCUGGACUUCAUCAUCUACUAAAGUCCCAGGUGCUGACGGCAACGCGUGCAUCGGUGAAGGAAAGGGAGGUCUUCCUACAGAGGCUGUAUUUUUCUGCUACAAAUUGUUUUAUAUUUAUAGCAAAACUCAAUUUCCCAAAGCCCUUGAUUAUCCAGGGGAUGCGGAUAUCUGGGGCAGAGGGGUUAACCCAACUUACAAAAGGAAUCCAUUACCACACAUCUUCCUUCCAGACCGUCUUCUCAGGUAGCGAUUCGAUAAUGUUGAAGAGGACCUGUGCUCGCCCAAGCUGUGUGCCCCGCCCACAUUAGACCGAGGGCACACUCAUGGUUCACACCUGCCCAUAAGCACAGGCCUUCACCGAAACUGCAAAGGAUAUUACUGGAAUACUCUUGAGUGCAGUGUUGUUUUAAAAGCCAAUUCUUUUACCCAUUCUAGGAAGUAAAAUUUGCACAGGUAUUCACAUGAUGGAAGCAUGUUAUGGCUUUUCCUCACUCACCCUGACUCCGCUUCCUACAAGCCAUGCCAUGUGUCUGUACCUAUAGAUUAGUGGGGGUCCCUGGGGUGUGGUGGGUGAGACUUUCUUGGUACUUUGGUAAAUCUACACAGGGCUGCAGGCGAGUGUGAUGCCAGGUGUCUGUGUGGGCUUCUCUGCUUUGGGUAACACCAGAGAAAGGCUGCCUUGUGCAGAUCUGAGCGUAGACUGUCUGUGAGCUGACGAAGCAGUUCUUUGUAUUGAUGAUCUGAAGAACUUGGUAGCCGAGCUGCAGCACGAGGUAGGUCGUCCCUGGUUCUACAUCACCUCUUGUGGGCUCUUCAGGAUCUUUUCCCUUCUCCCAUGGCUGGUUGUCCCUUCACAACAAGCUGCUUGUUGCUUGCAACUGGUCCUGGUCCAGGCACAUUUUGCCAAAGCACGUGUGUGUCCCGUCAGGAGACCCUGUGCCCCUUGACUGAACACCUUCAGCCCGUGCAGGAAGAAUGGGCCGCUCCAUCCUUUGUACUGGAUGCCUUUUCUCAACUCUAUAUACUACAAUUUCAUUUGUACCUUGAGAACUAAUAAUUUGGACAGACCUGUUUACACCAAUUUGGUCUGUAGAUAGUUUUCCCACAAAGCUGUACCUAAAGAGAGAAAGCCUCCAGCUGCCUUUGUAGUAGAGUGUAACGGUGACUGGUCAGAGCUGUUCUAUUCAUCGUGGAAACCUGGAGAAUCUCUUUAAGCUAUUUGCACUUUUCACUGUAUGCUUACAGUCCCCAAAAGCCACUUUCCCCCCUGAGGUAAUUAAUUUGGAAAGGCUAUAAAAUUAACCCCCUUGAAUGUGGGAUGUUCUUGUAACCACAGAAAAACAUGGUUUCAUGGUGAGGCAAUCUUGCCUUUGCCGCUACAAAGGGUGUGUAUGGCCUGCCUGUCUUCAAUAUAAAGUAGAGGGACACACACUAUUUCCCAAGUGUGGGAUGUUUUCUUUUGGAAAUAAUUAAAAUUUGACAUGUAAAAGCCCCACUAGCUAAUAAUAAAAACAUGUCACUAAAGCCAGUCAUUCUGCUAAGAUGCCAAGAGGGCAGGCCACAUGGGAGGAGUACCUGAUUUAUUGUAAUGUUUUGACAAAAAUGUCUGUCCAUCCUCUGGACAGUCAGGACCCCACCUACCCCGCUGUGUUCUCUUAUUCUAGAUCUUAGGACAUUUAGCGUGGGAUCUUCCACAUCCUAAUUGAAAAUGUGCCUUAACUGAUACCUUGUGUAUUGAUGUUAGGGACAGGGCCCCUUCUUAGGGUUCCUGUUUCUGAAGCGCUGUGUGCUCCACACACAGCUACAGUCUCUUGACACAGAGGAUGACAGGUUUGUCUUAGAUCUUUUGUGCCUUUGUUGACCAAACAAUUUCUGAAGUCAUGCUGUUCGUUUUGUCACAGCUUCAAGGGUUAGUUUCCUUUCUGGCUUUGUGAAGUUUGAGAUGUAUUUGUGCGUCUUAAGGUAAAUGAGUUGGGCUUUAAAACAAAAAAUUUAAAAUCUUUCCAUGCCUCCUACAGAUUCCUUCUUUCUCUUGAUUUAUUUUCCCAACACUACAAAAACAUCUUUGAAAAUUACCACUUCAUUUGUUUCAUUCUUUACCACUGCUUAGCAGUAUUUAAAUCUCCCGAGAAUAUUUUGGGCUCCUCUGAGAAACACAGAAGUGUAGAUUUUUCUCACUGAAGAAUGAGCUACUGCCUCGCGGCUGUGGAGACGCGAGGCUGUCUUGAUGUCUCCCUCCUGUUGGUCUUGGUCCAUUUGGAAGUAAUGGGUGUGAGGAUGUUUUCUGUGCCUUUAGUCUGUUGUCCUGUGGAAGGGAAGGUUAAGGGCAGAAGGGCAUGCUGUUGGUAUUUUCCUUCAAAAUCUGCAAGUGGUAUUUCUGCCAGGUAAUCUCCAGUGUUCGGUCCAGUCAUGCUGGCUUCCCAGUGAGAACAGUUGCCUCAUGGCCACGCUCUUGUUGAUGGCUCAUUUUCAAGCACGUUUCUUCAGGUUGCCUGGAGAUUUCUUGGGGGUAAAUCACACUAUUUUCUGUUCCACUGUGCAUCAAGACAUCAGCAGUUACUGUGAUGACAAAAAAGUGCCUCUUUCCCUACCUAAGAGGGAGCCGGAGGACAGGAAGGCUGCCUCUCUGUCCCUAGGACACUGGAAUAAGGCCACUGACAGGCAGGCCAAGCUUCCCUGCUGGGCUGUGCCGUGGUUGACCUAAAGAAGAGAUGAGCUCUCUUUGCUUAGGUGUUUUAGCAAUACUCAGUACAGGCAGUAUUAAGUUUGCUUCUGUUCAGGCCAUGGCGUGUAUUGCUAAUACUGCAUACCCUCACAAUAUCAAGCACACACUGUACAUGUUGGGGUGUGGGCAUGUUGUGUCCCAAUCUUGUUUUAAUUUUUUCUGAAUGUGAUCAUGUUUUGGAUGAUACCUGAGCAGGGUUGCCUUUUUUAUUUAUUAUCAUUAUAUAUUAUAUUAUAUAUUUUCUUUCUUAGAGGAAAGUCAAAUCUUGGUGUUAUUAAAAUUGCUUUAAGAAGGAUAGGUUGUCCAGGUGAUAAUGAAAUCACUGGUAUGUCUUUAAUGACUUUCUUUGAUUGCCAUGGCAUGUGUGCCAGCCCUCACCAGCACAGUGCUUUGGGGAGCAGGCCAGGGGGCCCUGGUGCAACAGAAGCACAGGGGGCACCACGCGUUCGCCAGCGUCGGGAGUGGCCUGCACACUUGGCUUGUGAAUGAGGCUUGGCUGCCCUUUAGAGUACUUGAAAGGGGCAGACAUGAUCUGUGAGAGGAUGCUUUCUUUUUAAGAAUAUCUGCAAAAGAUCGUUCCAAAGAUAAUGUGCCACAGAUCUCUUGUUUUUCUCUGUAAUGAGGAGUAAGUGCUGUUUUAAAAAUGUAACUGACUUGUUCAUCUUCAGUCUUUCCACAAGAUCAAACUGUAGAAAAAAUAUUUAAUAAAAACUUAGAGAAAUCA